UUACAGCAUAAGUUACCACAGUCUCCAAGUAGACACAGACGUUCGAGGCAAUACGUCAUCAGACAUGGUCAGAUCUGUCCUCGCAAUCACGGUACUGGGUGUUGCCCAGACAUACGCCUUUUACGGACGUGAAGGCUUGUCCGAAGCAGUCGUCGGUGGGCGACCCUGGGCUAGACCGGCAGACCUCUACGACGGCAUCGACGGAUACAGACCUUCAGGAGGCCAAGUAGAUGGAUGGCUCGGUGCACCUCUCAGCCCUUUCUACGGUGGAAACUUCAGGGAAACAGUUGCUCCCACAGGCGGAUGGCCCUGGGACGGAUCUGCGAACCUCUGCAGUGGACCUCACGGAUGCUACCUUCCGGAAGGCCAAGGGCACGACCUGUACGGUUCGCCUUUCACCCCCAUCUACGGCGUCAGCUUUGAAGGAGUCGGUCAACCUAUGGGAGGACUACUCGAGGGGGGAAGACCCGCGGGUUCCUACGGUGAACUUGACGGAUACAACCCCUCAUGGGACAAAGGAACCGACCUUUUUGGCGGAACUCUCGGCCCCGUGUACGAUUGGGGACCAGGCGGACUUUUCGUCGGACCUCCCUACGACAGACCUGAUGGAUCCGACCGUGUGAAAGGCAGAGGAGAUGGGCUUUUUGGUGCGCAUCUCGCCGCUUUUUACAGCGGCGGCUGCAGGGGAGCCGACGUGCCCGUGGCUGGACAGUCUGGGGACAAACACGCGGGGCUCGACGGCGAACGCGGCGGACACGGCCCCGCGGGAAACACGGGCGCGCCUCUGACGAGGGCAGAGGGUCUCCGGGGAGACGGCAAACGCGCGUCGCCUCACUCGGCUCCCGGCGCGGCAGCAGCAGCGGCGGCGGCGGCGGCGGCGGCGUCUUCAGCGGGGGGCGGAGGGACCACCGCCUCCUCCAAGUGGUCUCCGCCCGACCUGGCUGCUCUGUCGCUCGUCCCGAGACGUCCCGGUGUCCGCGCCGGCCCCACGGCGGGUUCCUCGCCCAGGGCUUCCUCGUCGACGGAACACAGCCGCUGCUAGUCCGCCGGCUGCGGGGCGCCGUCUCGAACAACACUUUCUUCUCGCUGAAAGCGUGAUUUCACCGUUCUCCGGCAAUGUAGCUACCUGGUUUUUUCCCCGAAUUAAAAAAAAAAAUGGUUGUCUGUAAAGUCGGUUUACGGACGAUAGUUUGACGUGACAAAGUCAUAACAAAACAUUGAUGAAAUUAUUGCAUACUUUUAUGAAUAAAAUUGAAUCAUUUUUAUUUUAAUAAUAAAAUAAUAAAUACUUGAAAUUAUACUAGUAAUCAGAUUUUUAAAAUGCAAGAAUAAUUGGCAUUUAUUGCCGAAAUUGUUGUUGUAAUAAGCAAUGAAAACCACAUUAACUUUUCACUUCACUUUAUGAACAGUCGACGAAACAGUUCACGUGUAGAUGACUUGUAAUUAAUUUUAAAAACUAGCGUUUAGCUAUAAAGUUUAAAUAUAAUUAUGAACAAGUUUUCAUAUAAAUAAACUGUAAUCAAAUAUCUAUCAUCCAUUAUAAGAAUCACCAUAAUUUUUUAGUCAAUUGUAACAUAACAUAUUAUUAUGGCACUCGCCGACAGCGUAACGGGACACAGCGUAACUGAACAAUGUGCGUAACGGGACACUUUUUCCUGCGUGCAGCCGGCGUUCAUCGAUUUAUUAGACGUUGUCACGUCAAACGAUUAUUGCCAUCAAUUUUUUUUUAAAUUUUAAUAUCUCAAGUUUAGGAAGUCAACGUGACAUCUGUGUUAAAACCUAUGCCAUUUCUUCGAUGUGACAUUUGUGGCCGCUAGCCCAUUAUCGUAAUUAUAUUUGCGAUCCAUGGUCUGCAAACAUUCAUGAUCCUAACAUUGUUGCACGCUUCCUGCGCAAUCGUGAAAAAGGAAAAUCGUUGUUUCGAACGGUCGUGUGACGACUGAAUCUCUUGCAGCAAGUAUGUAUUUGUAAAGGCGUGUAACCUUGGAGGUAGGCAGCAGGUGGUUCUUACAUGCGACGAGUGAUACCAACCUUCCAGCCGUGGGAGACUAUUAAGACUGUGACACCUAGCGUUGUGAGGAAGCAUUUCCGAAGGGGGAAAAAAAAUGUUUCGCGGAAGAAGUGGAUUUUUCUUUACAUGAGCUACCUCGUCUACAUGUUUAUGGUAAACAUUAUUAUGUAAUUUUUGUUUAAUGUACAGAUUAUUUCUUUAAAAAAUAAAGCUUGUUGUUUUCCUAACUUUCAUUACAAUUACU
Molecule: messenger RNA, 2255 nt
Organism: Bacillus rossius redtenbacheri
Lineage: Eukaryota; Metazoa; Arthropoda; Insecta; Phasmatodea; Bacillidae
Product: collagen, type I, alpha 1a-like
Exons: 2
Coding region: 65-1042 (325 amino acids)
Source: RefSeq, a predicted model, not a curated record